GAAGACGACAGAACCGCUAAACCCUAUUCUUUUUUGCUCAUCAAAUCAAAUCGGUGCUAACAACAUGGACAGCGAAGGCAACCACCAACGCGACACCGUUUCUUCUCCUUCAUUGACUGAUGAAACAUUAGCCAAAACCCUAACAUCAUCGUGUUCACUUCACGCGCCACCACAACUUCCCACUGUUACUUUGGAUCUCAUUUCAGAAAUUCUAACUAGACUUCCAGUGAAACACCUCCUUCAACUCAAAUCUGUCUCCAAGUCAUGGAAUUAUCUUAUCUCCGAUCCCAAAUUCGCCAUAAAACACCUCCGCCUCUCAAAUACGUACCUCGUCCAUCCCAAUCGCUCAAGCAACAAUGUUCUACAGUCUUACCUACUCGACUCUAUUUUCACCGACGAUGUAACAACUAACUCCUCCAUCGCGCAGCUUGAGCUACCUUCCAACCAGUUUUCCUGUGUUGGCUCGUUCAAUGGCAUCCUACUUCUUGUAAGUGAACAUGGAGGCUUCCUGAAUCUUCGAUUGUGGAACCCUUCCAUUCGAAAAUUCAAGGAAUUGCCCUCUCUUGAAAAGAAACAAAAUGUUCUUCGUCACGAAUUAAUCUAUGGCUUUGGCUAUGAUGUUACUGCUAAUGCUUACAAGGUGGUGGUUGGUUUACACGUACGUGAUACUAACCAUGAGGUGAAAGUUCAUGCUUUGGGCACCAAUUCUUGGAAAACCAUUCCAAAAUUUCCUUUUGGUUGUGUUCCUUUGCAAUUUUUGGGAAAAUCUGUGAGUGGCACCAUCAAUUGGUUGGUUGCUAGACAGUAUGAUAACAAAUUUCAAGAUUGUAUUGUUUCACUUGAUCUGGGAAGCGAGUCUUGUAAGGAAGUUUUGCUGCCGAAGGAGGUGGAUACAUCUACUCUGCGUUUGCGUUGGUACUUGGGUGUGUUGAGGGAUUGUUUGUGCCUGGUGUUUGGUCACGAUGUUUGGAUUAUGAAGGAACAUGGAAAUAAUGACUCGUGGGCUAAGUUGUAUAGUGUUUCUUUCAUGCGAGAUUUUCCUUCAUCUUUUGCCACUAUUGAAGUACUACAUAUUUUUAAGGAUGGCUGUUUGUUGUUGGAUUGUAUUUAUGAAGGGGAAAGGACACGGAAGUUGGUUUUUCACAAUUCUAGAAAUGGCACUUUUAAGUUUAGUGAGUCGAAAAUCAUGCGUGACGUAUGCGUUGAGAGUUUGAUAUCACCUUGUUCUUAAUGCUAGAAUGCAGAUGUGGGGCUAUAUCACUUGAGAGUGAGACUAAACUAAAACCUUUAUGUCAAUUUCUAUUUAGGAUAUUUAUUUUGUACUUGUUCUGAUGAUUGGUUACUUCAUGGAUUAUUGUUAAGGUUCAUUUGAAUAUGCAGUAGUUAUUUUUAUUUAUUUUUGUUAGAAGGUUUUGUUCUCUCAUGCCUUUCAUUUUAUAUAGUUCAAAAUCGUGCAUUGAUUUACUUGGUUUGAGGUUAGAUUUUCUAAUUAUCAACUUAGAUGUUAUCCCAAAAUCAUGUUUUUUAACAUGCCCUGGUCAUUGUGAAAAUGACAUGUCAUGCCUUUUACUAUUUGGUUCUUCUCAACAUGACUUAUCCCCAUACCAUUUUUUCUUACUUUUUCUGGUAUCCUUAAUGGAAGGGAAAACUUCUGCUAAGUAAUGUGGAGAUCAAGUUCAAGUCCACAUUCUGUCCAAAAUAUGAACAUUGAAUUAAAAUGAAAGAGAAGGAUGAGGAAUUAGUUCAUGACUUUGACUUCAAAGCCAUUUUUGGGAUGUACUUGAUGUGUGUCCUCGUAUUAAUAACAUAACAUGAUGCUGUUUAGUCUGAAUAUGUAGGUUGCAACUGAAAUUGUUUCACUAAUAGAAAAAUAUGUAGCAACUUUAAGCUAUUCUAGUUUUUUCUAAUAGACAUUGUCAUUUUUUUUAACUAGAAUAUUCUAGAAAUAUGUAUCAAUUUCAAAGGUUAUUGUUUCAAAGUGUAUUGUUGCAUUGCUUCCAAAUACUCUGCAAAAUACAAGCAAACAGCGCCGCUUCAUCCCCUGAGAGCUGCUGUGGUACCUUGAAAAUAACAUCUGCUGCAGAAUUUGAAUCAUCACUAUCUUCUUACCUUAACUCUCGAUUUUUCUCAACGCGGCAAAAUGCUUCAUAGCAGAAUAAAGGUGCAACAUCACUAUCUUCUUGCUAUGGAAAAAGUGCAAUGAUUUGGUGGACAAAUUCUCUACUGCUUAUGAUAGACAUACCAGAAGGGGUGGACGAACUGCUUUCAUGUGAAUGUCGCCUUGUUGCUCGUUUCUAGAUGUCUUGCUUUGGACAGCUUCGAUGCACUUUUCCCACUCUGUAGGCACAAAUUUUUGUCUUCUUCUCUUUGAUGCUUAGGCAUUGGUUAUUAAGAGUAGUGUUAUUUGAACAACUCUUUUAGUACAACUUUUGUGACAACCUUGUUAUUCUUUCUUCUCAUUGGUCAAUAACAAUGGAGAGAGAAAAAGGAAGAGAGAGAAUAAGAAGAUAAUGUGAGUAUGAAAGAGAAAGUUGUACAAAAGUUAUACAAAUAUUAUUUCUCGGUUAUUAAAGCUUAGUAUUGUUUGGGUUUAAAGAGUAUAGGGAGUAAAAAAGUUCGUGGGAAAUGACCAUAUUACGACCCCACCCCAAAGAAAAAAGGAAAUGUGUUGGUUUUUACAUUUGUGUAACAAAAUUGCAAGUUGAGGGCACACGAGUUCAUGGCAUGAUACAAGUUUUCAUUUUGAU
This is a messenger RNA of Medicago truncatula (barrel medic), 2747 nucleotides long. Its product is annotated as F-box/kelch-repeat protein At3g23880. The record is from RefSeq and is a predicted model, not a curated record. The coding region runs from base 65 to 1231 and encodes 388 amino acids. Lineage: Eukaryota; Viridiplantae; Streptophyta; Magnoliopsida; Fabales; Fabaceae. Gene Ontology annotation, molecular function: protein binding. The transcript is spliced from 2 exons.